GGGACCACACGUGACGGCAGCACAACGUCUGCGUAUUCAGUGACGAGACAUUCUUAGUGGCAAACAUCCCGUUCGGGUCGACCAGAGGACGCUAGACUCGUUGUUCCGAACCCGGCGCAGUUCUGGGCCCGAGUUUGUCGACCCGCAACUCCUGACGACCCCCCGUCGUUCACCUGAUCCACCUGACUAAUCACGCGAGGCUCGCGAGCCCUCCGCUCGAGUCCGGCCGGGACGUUCCGCUGCCGGCCAAGGGGUCGAGACGCGGCGAGGCGGCAGGCGAGACGGGGAUUAAAGCAGCGAAUCCGACGUCGGGGCGAAUAAACGCGGCGCCGCGCCGCCACAUCUCACUUUAGUUUCACGUCGGUUCAGAGCGGCUGGAAAUAUGCAAAGCGGUUAGUUGUACAUAUGUGGAAACCCCCCCCCCUCUCGUCCGAAUGGUAGGGUCUGCCAUUGUGACGUAGCGCGGCUUCGGCAGGCAGGCAGGCAGGCAGGCAGGGCUCGGCUCGGGGCUGAGGAUCCGUUGUUGGGGAGAAAAGCCUGACGGAGUCCCAGAACAGCUCGUUGCCAGGCGCAUCCGGCGUGCACCUCCCCCCCGCUCCGCCCGCUCCGAGGGACGUGUCUUCCCCCGCCUGUCCUCCACCUCUUUAUACCUCCACAUAUCUGACGCUUCUGUCCGACCAAACAUGGCUUGCGGCGCGACGUUAAAACGGUCGAUGGAGUUCGAGGCCCUCCUCAGCCCCCAGUCUCCCAAGCGGAGGAGAUGCAACCCGUUGCCGGGGAGCCCGAGCGCUCCGUCCCCGCAGAGAUGCAACCUCCGUCCGCAGAUCAUCGACAGCCCGCCGCAUGCGGCGUCUCCCCCUCCGGCCAGCGGCGGUGAACACCGGCUCACUCCAGAGCAGAUCUUCCAGAACCUCCGCCAGGAGUACAGCCGGAUCCAGAGGCGGCGGCAGCUGGAGGGGGCCUUCAACCAGAGUGAGGCCCCCAGUCCCAGCUCCUCCCUUGCAGCCCCCAGCUCCCCACCAGGUGCCUCGAGGAAGGACCAGCCCUCGUUUACGCUGAGGCAGGUGAGCUUCCUGUGCGAACGCCUCCUCAAAGACCACGAGGAGAAGAUCCGGGAGGAGUAUGAACAGAUUCUCAACACAAAACUUGCAGAACAAUAUGAAUCUUUUGUGAAAUUUACACAAGACCAGAUCAUGCGAAGAUAUGGCGCCCGGCCUGCUAGUUAUGUCUCUUGAACUCCCGUCGACGAGGUCCCAGCCUCUCACAAGAUGGCCGCCCUUCUGCCCCUUCCUCCAUGUAAUUUUCAGUUUUAUUUCCUUUUUUUCUCAAGCCGUUUGGGUGCCAUUUAUAGCCACACCACUUAUUUUUUUUUUAAUCUAAAAGUGAUUUCUUUCUCAAACUAUUGCUGCUGCCCGAAAUCAAGAAGAAUUUAAGACGGAAAAAAGAAAUGCAAGAAGUCCCGUUUCACCCUCUCUCUCUCAUUGAUAGGCUCUCUCUCUGGAAAUCUUGACUAAAGCAAAGCAGAUUUGUGUCAAUCCUUUGCCGACGCUGUAAAAAAAACCUGCUUUGCUAAUGUGGUGGUUGUGUAUAACGUGCCAGCACUGCCCCUUCACAGCAGCUGUAUUAAAUAGCUUCUCACAUUCUCCCACUUUUCUUGUUUUUUCCUCCAGCUCUAUACCUGAGAAUGUGGAUUUUUUUCCCCUGUUUUAAAAAAAAUAAAGUUCCGUGAUUAAA
This is a messenger RNA of Lampris incognitus (smalleye Pacific opah), 1734 nucleotides long. RefSeq names its product akirin 1 (gene akirin1). Lineage: Eukaryota; Metazoa; Chordata; Actinopteri; Lampriformes; Lampridae. The transcript has 5 exons. The record is from RefSeq and is a predicted model, not a curated record. Gene Ontology annotation, biological process: myoblast migration involved in skeletal muscle regeneration; positive regulation of lamellipodium assembly; positive regulation of macrophage chemotaxis. The coding region runs from base 684 to 1235 and encodes 183 amino acids. Gene Ontology annotation, cellular component: chromatin; nucleus. Gene Ontology annotation, molecular function: transcription coregulator activity.